CGGGAGGAAGGGGCGGGCCAAAGCGCUGGAGCCUGCGGGGGGGCUCGUGCCCAGGGCCGAUGCUGGCGGCAGUGGGGGCAGCUCCGAGGGCAGGGGCUGCAGCCCCGCUCUCCCGCCAGCCUCUUGCUGGGUCGUACAAAGCGCUGGGGCAGGCCUGCAGCCAGGCUGGCGAGGUCCCGGCCUCAACCGGGUGUUCCUGUGCCAACUGCAGAACCGUCGGGGUUCUAGUCUCAGGGUCUCUCUGAGGCUCGGAAAGAGCCAGUCUAGACAUUAUGGCAGCACCGGUCCGCUUGGGCCGGAAGCGCCCACUGCCGGUUUGCCCCAACCCACUCUUCGUUCGUUGGCUGACCGAGUGGCGGGACGAGGCAGCCAGCAGGGGGCGCCACGCGCGCUUUGUGUUUCAAAAGGCACUGCGCUCCCUCCGGCGGUACCCCUUACCUCUGCGCAGCGGGAAGGAAGCCAAGAUCCUUCAGCACUUCGGAGACAGGCUCUGCCGGAUGCUGGACGAGCGGCUGAAGCAGCACCUAGCAUCAGGCGGUGACCAUGCCCCCAGCCUACCAUCUGGAGAGAAGAAUCAAGCCAGUGAAAAGCCACCUGCUCGAGUCCAGGAUUCCUCAAUGCCAGUUCCCACCCAGCCUCAAGCAGGAAGCACUGGUGGCUAUUGGCCAGCACAGAACUCAGGUGCCCGUGUGGUCCUGCUCCAGCUCUACAGGGAACACCUGAAUCCUGAUGGCCACAGCUUCCUUACCAAGGAGGAGCUGCUGCAGAAAUGUGCCCAGAAGGCCCCCAGGGUAGUUCCUGGAAGUUCGAGACCCUGGCCUGCCCUCCGAGGCCUCCUCCACAGGAACCUGAUCCUCAGAACACAUCGGCCAUCCAGGUACGCACUGACACCAGAGGGCCUGGAGCUGGCCCAAAAGCUGGCCGAGGCAGAAGGCCUGAGCACUCUGAACAUUGGCACCAGGCCAGGGGAGCCCCAUGGAGAGGAGUCAGCAGCCCCAGAAGCCACCAUGUCUGAACCUGGUACCAGUGAAAGUGGCAUCCAGCAGCCACCACUGGAGCUGAGGCCUGGUGAGUACCGAGUGCUGUUAUGUGUGGACACUGGAGAGACCAGGGGGGCAGGACACAGGCCAGAAAUGCUCCAAGAGUUGCAGCGGCUGCAUGUGCCCCACACAGUGCGAAAGCUGCACGUUGGGGACUUUGUGUGGGUAGCACAGGAGACCAGGCCCAGAGACCCAGCAAGACCUGGGGAGUUAGUCUUGGACCACAUUGUGGAACGCAAGCGUCUGGACGACCUGUGCAGCAGCAUCAUUGACGGCCGUUUUCGAGAGCAGAAGUUCCGCCUGAAGCGCUGUGGCCUGGGACACCGGGUAUACUUGGUGGAGGAACACGGGUCUGUCCACAACCUCAGCCUUCCUGAGAGUACCUUGCUGCAGGCCGUCACAAACACCCAGGUCAUUGAUGGCUUCUUUGUGAAGCGUACCAUGGAUAUUAAGGAGUCAGCUGGCUACCUGGCCCUGUUGACAAAGGGCCUAGAAAGACUUUAUCAGGGCCACACCCUACGCAGCCGCCUCUGGGAAACCCCAGGGGAUGCUGAAUCAGGAACCAGACCUUCCACAAAUCCUCUCUGCUCACUCUUCACCUUCAGUGACUUCAAUGCAGAAGCUGUCAAGAACAAGGCCCAGUCUGUGCGAGAAGUUUUUGCCCGGCAGCUGAUGCAGGUGCGUGGACUGAGUGGGGAGAAAGCAGCAGCCCUGGUGGACCGAUACAGCACACCUGCCAGGUACCCCCCAGAGAGCCACUGGGUUCCUCUGCCCUUUCCUGGGUGGAGGUCAGCUUCACCAGUGCUUCUGGAGAAAGCCUGGCUCUGUGUGGGAGCCUUGGAAGGUUCUGUCCCAGUGUUUCCCAGGAAGGGGGAGGGCAGGCCGCAUGGAAGAGGGCCUCUAUCACCAGGAUCAGGAAAUGUGCAGGGUCCAGAUUCCUCUACUGCAGGCUAAAUCUUCCUGCCUUGGCUCUCCUGAUGCUGGCCCAGAUAAUCAGCCAUUGUAUGCCCUACCCCCAGUCUCCUGGCUGCCUAUGAUGCCUGUGCCACCCCUAAGGAGCAGGAGAUGCUGUUGAGCACUAUC
Messenger RNA from Onychomys torridus (southern grasshopper mouse), 2123 nucleotides. It is a transcript of the gene Mus81, whose product is annotated as MUS81 structure-specific endonuclease subunit. NCBI's taxonomy places the organism in Eukaryota, Metazoa, Chordata, Mammalia, Rodentia, Cricetidae. Gene Ontology annotation, biological process: double-strand break repair via break-induced replication; DNA catabolic process; mitotic intra-S DNA damage checkpoint signaling. Bases 273 to 1994 code for a protein of 573 amino acids. Gene Ontology annotation, molecular function: DNA binding; crossover junction DNA endonuclease activity; 3'-flap endonuclease activity. The transcript has 14 exons. Gene Ontology annotation, cellular component: nucleus; Holliday junction resolvase complex. The record is from RefSeq and is a predicted model, not a curated record.